GGUGAAUUUGGACCAUGGUUAAGAAUGUUUAGAAAUGCAAGAGUUUGUGACCAUGAUGUAUUGGCUAGUAAUAACAAUAAUGAUACAAAUGAAACAAAAAUUAUGCCAGCUACAGUCAAUGAACAUAUUAAACAUGAAAUAAUAAAUUCGAAUACAUCCAUGGAUAACAAUAGUCCUGCUGAAGGAUCAAAUGAUUCAUGUAGUGGUGAAUCUAAUUUGACCAAAUCUAAUAAUUAUGGACUUGGAUACGUUACCAAGCAUUUGAAACGUUUCUCAACUUCAGCAAUUAGAAAUUGGUCAAGAUCUAUAUCCAUAAAACGUCGUAAUAGAAGAAAUAGUGGUAAUAUAAUAUCAGGAACGUCUCCUAAUAGGCAAGAAUAUGGUAAAUCAGAUAAAAGAUGGCUUUAUUCAGAUUCAACGGUGCUUUCUAUUGAAAUCUUGACAUUCUUAUUCUGCGGACCAUUAUCAUUAUAUGUACUCUACUUGCUAACAAUCUCUAAUUCAACAAAUAAUAUAACCAAAGAACAUGAAGCAAGUUCCACAACUCAAUUUUCUAACAUUUCUUCCACUUCAAUUAAUCCUUCUAAUAACUCUUACAACCCUUCUUCUAACAACUCUUCUAUUCCGACUUCUCUUGAAGCUGCUUCUCCAAAUAAUUUCAAACCAACUACUAUCAUAUGCGGUAGUAUCAUAAUAGCUAGUCUAUCAUAUUUCCUUUCAAAGACAUCGUCAUUAUCUUUAUCAUCAUCUUUAAAAAAAAAUCAACAAAUAGAAGAAGAGGUCAAUUUUCUAGAAUCAAAAGUUUAUUCAACUUCAUUGGUGAAUCGAUUACUAAAUGAUCCGUCUUAUAUACACAAUAUGGGUUAUGACAUUCUAAAACCUGAUAGAAAAACAAAACAUUUAACUGCUAACACUUUACAAGGUAAAGGGAAAUUCAUCAUGAGGCCAAUAGUUUUCUAUUCCAGCGAGAAGAUGGAAAGCAUUAUGUUUUUGCAUGUUGGCAACGAUUUGUGUGGUCAUGAUGGCGUCAUUCAUGGUGGAUUAUUAUCAACAAUUAUGGAUGAAGGGUUGACAAUAACUGUAAUUCCAUCAUUACCAGAUAAAAAUGGAGCAACAGCAUUUCUACACGUGAAUUUUCGUAAACCAUGCAAAGCAAAUCAAAUAUUGGUUUGUAAAUGUAAAGUUACAAAAAUUGAGGGUAGAAAAGGUUUUGUUGAAGGAAGGUUAGAAACAUUCGAUGAAGGUGUUGUUUUGGUAGAUGCUAAUGCAUUAUUUAUAAGUGAUUUUGAUAAAGAUGAUGAGGGUGACAAGGGUGAUAAUACUGGUGAUGUUGAUAAGAAUGAUGGUGUCUUUGGCUUUUAUUUUGAAUUCUAA
This is a messenger RNA of Entrophospora sp. SA101, 1374 nucleotides long. The record is from the annotation of a GenBank genome assembly. NCBI's taxonomy places the organism in Eukaryota, Fungi, Glomeromycota, Glomeromycetes, Entrophosporales, Entrophosporaceae.